Molecule: messenger RNA, 1954 nt
Organism: Carica papaya (papaya)
Lineage: Eukaryota; Viridiplantae; Streptophyta; Magnoliopsida; Brassicales; Caricaceae
Source: RefSeq, a predicted model, not a curated record
ACAAACAAAAAGGAUCUCCGUGCGCGCCUGGCAUUUGGUUGUACCGCCUUUUUCUCAGUUAGCUCCCCGCUCACGCAGUCUCCGACUUUCGAUUCCUCAAGUAGUGAAAUGGCGCCUCUUCGCUUCUCUGCUUUGUAAAACUGAGACUACACCUCCUUCAUCCUUUCUCUUCUCCUUAAGUCGUCCAUACGGAUUUUCUCCUCUCUCUCUGUCUUUCUGGUAUUGUUUUCGCAAAUAAACCCCAACGCUGAGAAAUUCAGGCAAACCCAUAAAUUGAUGUAGUGUAAUGAAAAAAAGCCUAAUAAUGAAGCGAGAUUUCGACGAAAUCUCCGAGGAAGAGUGGUCACGUUACUCCUUCAGUCCUUCUCGCGUCUUCAAGAGAACGCAGCAAGCGGAGACACCUAAACCUCCUCCAAUCGAAACGUUCGCUUUCACGAAAUCACAGAAACGAGAAGAAAGCAGCAGCGACGAUUGCUUUGAAAUUCAAAAUUUGGAAAAUACCGACUUGGAGGACGAUGACGCGGUGCUGGAAGAUGAAGGGGUGGAGGAGGUGAGAGCUAAUCGUGGCCGUCGAUUUGUGGUGGAAGACGAAGAUGACAAUGAGGAUGCCAGCGGCAGGGCGUUUGGUGGUGAUGCCCAGGUGUAUGAGGUUAAAUCCAGCGAAGACGAGGAAGAACUUGACGACGAAGACGUGGUCGGAAAGGCCCUUCAGAAGUGCGCGAAGAUCUCGGCUGACCUUCGGAGGGAGCUUUAUGGUUCUUCUGUGGCUUCAUGCGAGAGAUACGCGGAAGUAGACUCUUCUUCAGUGAGGAUUGUCACUCAGGAUGAUAUUAAUUCAGCAUGCAGGGAAGACGAUUCUGAUUUUCAACCCCUUCUCAAGCCAUACCAGCUGGUUGGUGUCAAUUUUCUUCUUCUGCUGUACAGGAAGGGCAUUGGUGGAGCCAUUCUGGCAGAUGAGAUGGGCCUUGGGAAGACUAUUCAGGCUAUUACAUACUUAACAUUGUUGAAACAUUUGAACAACGAUCUUGGUCCUCAUUUAAUUGUAUGUCCUGCCUCUCUAUUGGAAAACUGGGAAAGAGAACUUAAAAAGUGGUGUCCAUCAUUUUCCAUUCUCCAGUAUCAUGGGGCUGGUCGAGCGGCCUAUGCAAAAGAGUUGAGUUCUCUGGCCAAAGCUGGAUUGCCACCGCCAUUUAACGUGCUUCUUGUUUGCUAUUCACUUUUUGAAAGGCAUAGUGUGCAGCAGAAAGAUGAUCGUAAAAUACUGAAACGCUGGCGUUGGAGCUGUGUCUUGAUGGAUGAGGCCCAUGCUUUGAAGGAUAAAAAUAGCUAUAGGUGGAAAAAUCUAAUGUCUGUUGCUAGGAAUGCAAACCAGCGCCUAAUGCUCACAGGAACACCGCUCCAAAAUGAUUUACAUGAACUGUGGUCAUUGUUAGAGUUCAUGAUGCCCGAUAUUUUUGCAACUGAAGAUGUGGACUUGAAGAAGUUAUUAAAUACGGAAGAUGGAGGGCUGGUAGGUCGCAUGAAGUCCAUUCUGGGACCAUUCAUCUUAAGGCGCUUGAAAUCUGAUGUAAUGCAACAGCUUGCUCCAAAAAUACAACGGGUUGAGUAUGUAUAUAUGGAAGAGCAACAGGAAAAUGCUUAUAAAGAGGCCAUAGAGGAAUAUCGUGCUGCUUCACAUGCUCGAAUUGCAAAGCUUUCGGGGACUAGCUUAAAUGAUGUUUCUAGGGUGCUUCCAAGACGCCAGAUUUCAAACUAUUUUGUUCAGUUUCGAAAGAUUGCAAAUCAUCCGUUAUUAGUGAGGAGGAUUUACAGUGAUGAUGAUGUUAUACGGUUUGCUAAAAAGCUACAUCCAGUAGGGGCAUUUGGCUACGAAUGUACCACUACCAAAGUAAUUGAGAAACUAAAGAGUUAUAGUGACUUCUCCAUUCACCAGGUAAUCCUUUUCCUUAAUUAG